Pleuronectes platessa (European plaice) is the source of this 2329-nucleotide messenger RNA. RefSeq names its product down-regulator of transcription 1 (gene dr1). NCBI's taxonomy places the organism in Eukaryota, Metazoa, Chordata, Actinopteri, Pleuronectiformes, Pleuronectidae. Gene Ontology annotation, biological process: chromatin remodeling; negative regulation of transcription by RNA polymerase II; RNA polymerase II preinitiation complex assembly. Gene Ontology annotation, cellular component: negative cofactor 2 complex. The record is from RefSeq and is a predicted model, not a curated record. Gene Ontology annotation, molecular function: TBP-class protein binding; general transcription initiation factor activity; core promoter sequence-specific DNA binding. Bases 656 to 1186 code for a protein of 176 amino acids. The transcript has 3 exons.
AUAUCCGGCCCUUUGAGUGACGCUGUAUCCGGACAACCUAAGCUAACAUUACACAGAAUUGAAAAUUAAAAUGGAUUUCUUGUAGCUUCUCCGACAUGUUCGUCUCAUUUCUUCGAUGUAAAGAGCAGUAACAUGAGGUGUUGGGCAGACUUCCCUCUCCCUGUCGUCUCGGCCUCGCAAAGCAUUUAGCUUGCUAUGGCAGGGCCAGUUCAUUGUUAGCUUAGCUUUAGCCAUGCUCUCACUCCUCUUUCACUUGUCUUCUGGGUUGCGGUUUGCUUGCGACAGGGACCACGGCUACUAGCUAGCUUGGUAGCUAGCUAGCCGAGCAGUUUCUCCAUUAUUAGCGUUAUUUUUGUUUUCUCGAUUGUGCUUAAACAUACUUUCCCGAUAUUUUGUUUGCUGCCACAUUUCGUCUUAAGGCAGCACAGCGGAAACAGCUCCUAAACAGUUUUAACAAGUGAAAUUAGCUGAUUAGCUUAGUUGGCAACAUAGCCAGCCGGUUAACUUUGGGAAAACGUCUCUUGGACUAAGAUAAGUUGUUGACUUUGUUUUGACACACACAGGGGACGUUAAGCCCAUCAACACAACAGGACCAAUUACGGUCUUUUGAAGCUUCCCACCGCUCAAGGGUUUUGGUUUGUGGUUAUAUUCCACGAUGGCUUCGUCCUCUGGAAACGACGACGACCUCACAAUCCCCAGAGCAGCUAUCAACAAGAUGAUCAAAGAAACUCUCCCUAACGUACGAGUGGCCAACGAUGCCAGGGAGCUGGUGGUGAACUGCUGCACAGAGUUCAUACACCUCAUAUCCUCCGAAGCCAAUGAAAUAUGCAACAAGUCCGACAAGAAGACCAUAUCUCCUGAGCAUGUCAUCAAUGCCCUCGAAAGUCUUGGUUUUGCAUCAUACAUCACCGAGGUGAAAGACGUCCUGCAGGAGUGUAAGACUGUGGCUCUGAAGAGGAGGAAGGCCAGCUCCCGACUGGAGAACCUGGGCAUCCCAGAGGAAGAGCUGCUCAGACAACAGCAGGAGCUGUUUGCCAAGGCGCGGCAGCAGCAGGCAGAGCUCGCCCAGCAGGAGUGGUUGCAGAUGCAGCAGGCCGCCCAACAGGCACAGAUGGCAGCAGCGUCUGCCAGCGCCGCCCAGCAGGCCGGCUCCUCUCAGGAUGAAGACGAAGAAGAUGACAUUUGAGCCCAGGACGCCACCCAACUUGUCCUAAUCUCUCACAGAUCUCCCAGUACUGUCAGUGACAUAGACAUAACAUGUGUUUCACCACUGGAACACAUCAGUGAACCAUUGGAAAUGCACAUUUUGGAAUGGACAGUGAAGAAAAUGAAGGGGGAUUUUAAAAUAGUCACCCGUUCAGAUAUCAGUUCCUGAAAAUGAUUUUGGAUUGAGAGGCUGUUAAGGAAGUUUUUGACUAGUCCCAUCCUCCCCCCUUUUCCCAGUUGCUCCUAUUAAAUUGUUUUGAUAUUAUGUUGUGAGUAUUUUGUAGAUUUUUGGUUGUGUUGUGGACACACUGAAGGAAACUGUUGCCUGGGAUAUGUUGGUGAAUUUCGGUGACCAUGCAGCAAGCGUUCACUCCUGCGGGCACUGCACCAGACAGCUUAGUUUCUUUUUCCGUUUGACUAGAUCACUUUGGUUGUUUUAGGAAAACAUGUUUGAAAUAUUUUCAGAGCUGUCGAUUCCGCCCUCCUUGUGGUUUGACAGCCAUUUUUACAGACAAGUUUUUUUCCCCGUCUUGGUAUAUUUGUUCAACAGAGGAUUGAUGGGGUGUGAAUAUGAUAUAUUUGUUUGUUAACCAAGGAACUUAAUUGAUAUUUUGCAUUAUUUUAGUUCCGUCAAAUAUUUUAUGUUUCAUUAUCAUAUACAUUGAACCACCCACAGUAUUUCUAAUUAGCUGUACCUUUCCAAUUUUGUUUUGCUCCAGAGCCAAAGAGAGGAAAGACAGACCACUCAGACUUAGUGGCCCUGUACACACCUGGUAUUAACAUCCGUCAUUCAGAGAUCCGAUCACAAGUGGCCAGCGCUAAGUCUCCGUGUUCACUCCCAGCACUAAAGUGUGUCCUGAAUGUGGCUCCUGUGACCACUUGUGAUCGGAUCUCACUUCCCUGCUCUACAUGUAGUUAACAGACCAAACAAUGUCGCUUUGAGCCAGACUGACUGAGUGUGUGUGUGUGUGAAUUUGUUAUUCCCGCGCGGCUUGGAUGCAGUAUCAAACAUUUGGAUUUUGAGUAUGGUCAGUCCUCGGUGUAAAGAAAGUAACCUAGUUGUGAUACAUACACUUCAAGGAUGUAUUCUUUCAGCAAUAAAGGAAACAUGUUUUAUACUGGU